Messenger RNA from Physella acuta, 6096 nucleotides. RefSeq names its product multidrug resistance-associated protein 1. Gene Ontology annotation, cellular component: membrane. Gene Ontology annotation, molecular function: ATP hydrolysis activity; ATP binding; ABC-type transporter activity. The record is from RefSeq and is a predicted model, not a curated record. NCBI's taxonomy places the organism in Eukaryota, Metazoa, Mollusca, Gastropoda, Physidae. Gene Ontology annotation, biological process: transmembrane transport.
ACAAUAGACAUUCGAAUGAAAGCCUCUGGUUCACAUCUACAGAGGCUCAUUGUUUUAUAAACUCCAGUAUUUGCUGCAUUUUAUAUUAGUUAAAGGACUUUAUUAACGUGUAUAGUGUUACUAAUUCUAACGCGCAACUUUAAAAUCAUCGAACGUAAACUUUAUGAACUCAUUUAGUGUUUUAAACUGUAAACAAAAUCUAAUUUGGACUUACAUCAACUGACCGUUAUGCAUAAUAUAUUAGGCCAAUAGAAAAUAUAGAUUUCUAGGCCUAUCUAUUUUUUAUUUUAAAAAAAUUAAAAAGAAAAUGAGAUGGCGACAACAUCAUUCUGCGGUAAUUCAACUUUUUGGGAUGAGGCUAGACUAGUGAACAACUCGUACCCAGAAUUUACAAGAUGUUUCCAGGACACGGCCUUGACCUAUGCCCCGUGUGGUUGGCUCUGGGUGACAGCACCGAUCCACCUCAUUUACCUCCAUAAACACACCCAGUUCCUAAAGCUUGGUGUAACAUGGAUCUCUAUAGCUCGCUUGCUGUUUGCUGGUAUAUUGGCAUUGUUGGCUGGACUACACAUGUUAGCUCCCUUUGACAGUAUGGAUGAUGAUGAGAUUUAUCCCCCUUCUUUUUAUCUGUCUCAAUCUGUCUGGGCUGCAACAUUUUUGCUUGUUUUUGUGUUGAUGAUAUUGUCACAAAGAUCUGGAGUGCCCUCCCCUUGUGUGAUCUUUAUAUUCUGGACACUCACUUUUGUUUCCUACAUUAUACCAGUUUACACGUUAGCUAUGCAAGAGGCCUAUGAGAACUACAAGACCCAUUUUGCACUUGUGUGUACGACCUUUGCAGUUAUAGCCACUGAGUUUGCUCUUCAGUGUCUAGGGGACACAAAUGUUCAGCUACUAGAUUCAUCAUCUGAUGCUAAGCCUUGUCCUAUGAUAAAAGCAUCAUUUGUGUCUCGGCUUACUUUCUCCUGGGUAUUUAAUUUAGUUUACUCAGGAUACAAGAAGGUGGUUGUUCUAUCAGACAUAUUUGAUGUGCCGAACUUGAUGCAAUGUCGUUACAAUGUACCCGAGUUCAUGACGGUUUGGCUGAAAGAACUAAACAGCAAAAGAGCUAAAUAUAAUAAGUUUAAGAAGGAGCCAUCCUAUAUAUACAGCAAUGGUACAGGAAAUAUAACAAAUAGUUUAAGAAAGAGUAUCCCAGCAAAUCUGGUGCCCACAGAGAAAACUCAGCUCCUUCAAGCUGAUACAGAAGAUGAAGAGAAGAAGAGAGAGCUGCCAUCACUCUAUAAAGUUCUUGCUAAAGUUUACUAUCUGCCAUUGUUCAAAGCUCAGCUGGUUGGGCUGAUUGGGGACUUGACUGUGUUUAUCAAUCCCUUGUUACUUGAUUUGAUUAUUGGCUACGCUGAGAAUAAAGAAGACUACCCUGAGUGGCACGGUUAUUUGCUGGCAUGUUCCUUCUUUUUCAUUGCCUUCUUGAACUCCAUGAUGAACAACUACCGUUUCUAUCACUGUACCAACAUUGGCAUGCAAGUCAAAACUGUGCUAACAGCUGCUGUCUAUAAGAAGUCACUGACAAUGAAUGCUGAGGCACGACGCAAGUUUACUGUUGGUACAAUAGUAAACUUAAUGGCCGUAGACUGCCCAAGGUUCCAAGAAUUGACCUUCCAGUUGUAUGUCCUCAUCUCAUGGCCCGUCCAAAUUUCUAUAGCUUUCUACAUGUUGUAUGAGACUUUAGGGAUCGCCUUUGUAGCUGGUAUUGUGGUAUUGCUGCUUCUUAUCCCCACUAACUCCAGAAUUUCAACACUCGCUAGAAAAGCCCAGGCCAAACAAAUAUUUUUCAAAGAUCAGAGAAUCAAGUUAUUUAAUGAGAUCCUCAAUGGGGUUAAGGUUUUAAAGCUAUAUGCAUGGGAGCCUUCAUUCAGCUCUAAACUUCAAGAAUAUCGCAAUGCAGAAGUCAAGCAAUUGAGGAAAGCUGCUAUCUAUAACUCUAUCAAUGUUUUAAUUUGGGCUCUUUCACCAGUUCUGGUGACCGCCUGUACCUUCAUAGCUUUUGUCCUAAUCACAGAAAACUCACUCACUCCUAGCAAGGCUUUUGUUGCCAUGAACUUGUUCAACACUAUACGUCAGCCAAUGAACACGCUGCCCAUGUUGAUAUCACAGAUGGUGCUGUGCCAUGUCUCAAUGGAAAGACUUAGAGAUUAUUUAUCUGGGGAAGAUCUGGAUGAAGUAAACACAACAGGCACAUCAGAAGAAAUACCUUUAGUCAUGAAGAAUGCAACUUUCAGCUGGGACAGAACAAUGCCACCUGUACUCAGAAACAUAACAGUUACAAUACCAAAAGGCAAACUGGUAGCUGUUGUUGGUCAAGUUGGGUCAGGCAAAUCCUCACUAUUGUCAGCAUUUCUGGGUGAAAUGGAAAAGUUGGAUGGUUUUAACAGCAUCACUGGCACAAUAGGUUAUGUGCCACAACAGGCCUGGAUACAGAACAUGACCCUGAGAUCCAAUGUCUUGUUUGACCAGCCUGUGCAGGAGAAAAGGUACAAGAAAGUGAUCAAAGCCUGUGCUCUAGAGGCAGAUCUGGAGCUCUUGCCUGGAGGAGAACUGACUGAAAUUGGGGAGAAGGGCAUCAACCUGUCAGGAGGACAGAAGCAGCGAAUCAGCCUGGCCCGAGCAGUCUACCACAACUCAGAUGUCUACCUCCUAGAUGACCCACUGAGUGCAGUAGAUGCUCAUGUGGGGAAACAUAUUUUUCAACAAGUUAUUGGGCCAAAAGGAAUGUUGAAAAACAAGACAAGAAUUUUGGUUACCCACGGCAUCCACUGGCUGCCUGAGGUUGACUCUAUUAUAGUCAUGGACCAGGGUCAAGUGAAAGAGAGUGGAAGCUACAAGGAACUGAUGAGUCAUGAUGGGCCCUUUGCCCAGUUUGUAAAAACUUAUUUGUUAGAACAUGAGGAGGAUGACUGCAAUGAUCCAGAGGUGCAAAAGUUGAAAGAACAAAUGCUUGAGGCUGUUGCAGCUGUCACUUCAGAUGAAGAAUAUUCAAGUGUUAGACUCAGGAGAUCCCUGUCAGAUCAAAGUGGAAGAAAACAAUCCAAUGCCUCAUCUAGAACUCGUCGAACUAACCAGUCAGCUUCAGAAGAUGACACGACCAAGCUGGUGAAACAAGCCCGGCCUGAGAAACAUGCUGGAGAACAGUUGAUAGAGGAAGAAAAGUUAGAGAAGGGAAAGGUGCGCCUUAGUAUUUUUCUUACAUUGCUGAAAGCCUUUGGUUACAUAUCCGCAAUGAUAGUUCCUUUGAGCGUUAUUGUCUACAAUGGCUUUAACAUUGGAGCUGGUAUCUACCUGUCUGACUGGACAGAAGAUCCAUUCCUAAAAAAUGAGAGCAACAUAAACACAGAUGAGUACACCACUAAAACAUACGAGUAUCUUGGGGUGUAUUCAGCAUUGACAUUAGUGCAAGUCCUUGGCAAUGCUGUCUUCAUCUUCAUAGUCUAUGUUCAAUUUGUAAAUGCCUCUAAGCGGCUCCACAACAGCAUGCUUGAUGCUAUUCUCCAUCAACCAAUGGCUUUCUUUGAUACAACUCCUGUAGGCAGAAUACUUAAUAGGUUUUCUCGUGAUGUGGAUGUGUUGGACAGCAAUUUAGCCAGACAAGUGCGCAUGGUCCUACAGACUCUCUCACAGAUGCUUUCUAUUGUGAUUGUGAUAACCUACACAACCCCCAUUUUCCUUGCUCUUGUGGUCCCAAUCCUCAUCAUAUACGUCCUCUUCCAGAAAUUCUACAUUCCAUCUUCACGUCAAUUCCGGCGUCUGGAGUCUACCACAAGGUCUCCAAUAUUUUCUCACUUCUCUGAAACCAUCAACGGCGCCAGCAGCAUCAGGGCUUACAGGGCAUGUGACAGGUUCUUCUUGGACUCCCAGAACCAAGUGGAUGUAAACAACAAGUGUAGCUUUGCCUCUGGUUCGGCUGCCAGAUGGCUGAGAGUGAGGCUGGAGGUCCUUGGCAGUUUCAUUGUGUUGUUUGCUGGACUGUUUGCCAUCAUAUCAAGUGAUAUAGUAGGGGGUAUGGUUGGCCUGUCCCUCACUUAUGCUCUUCAGGUGACAGCCACACUGAACAUGCUGGUGCAGAACAUGACUCAGCUUGAGACUAACUCUAUAUCCAUUGAAAGAAUAGCCGAGUACACCAAACUAAACCCUGAGCCUGAGUGGACCAGUAAAGGGAAGCAACCAGCAGCUGACUGGCCCAGAGAUGGGGAGAUCAAGUUUGAGAACUACAGCACUAGGUACAGACCCCAGCUUGAUCUUGUGUUGAAGAAAGUCUCCUUCACAGUCAACAGUGGAGAAAAGGUUGGCAUUGUAGGUCGAACAGGUGCAGGUAAAUCAUCACUUUCAUUAGCACUGUUUCGUCUUAUUGAAGCCGCAGAGGGCAGGAUUCUAAUAGAUGGACUAGACAUCAGCACUAUUGGUCUUCAUGACCUGAGGUCAAAGCUUACAAUACUUCCCCAGGAUCCUGUGUUGUUUUCCGGGUCAUUGAGAUUCAAUCUUGACCCAUUUGAUGUCCACACUGACCAAUCUGUUUGGGAAGCUUUAAACAAUGCUCAUCUGGGUGAUUUUGUUAAAGAACUACCUGGUCAGCUCAAUUACAUAACAGAAGAAGGAGGGCAAAAUCUCAGUGUUGGUCAAAGACAGUUGAUGUGUCUAGCUCGUAGCCUUCUGAGAAAAACAAAAAUCUUGAUACUGGAUGAGGCAACAGCAGCCGUAGAUUUAGAGACAGAUUUCCUACUUCAGAAUACAAUUAGGAAGGCCUUCAAGGAUUGCACUGUUUUGACAGUGGCACAUCGGCUCAAGACAGUUAUUGAUUAUGACAGAAUUCUUGUACUGUCUGAUGGAGAAAUAAAGGAAUUUGGAACACCAGCAGAUCUUCUCUCCAACAAGCAAGGAAUUUUUUACAGUAUGGCUAAAGAAUCAAAUCUUGUACAGUAAAAAUGUUUAAAUUUAUUGUGGCCUACUUUUGCAAUGUUUUUAUACUUAUUUUACUUGUGUAUGAAUAUCAAAAACUUUAUAACAUUGUAGUCUAAUUUAUCAAAUUAAUGUACCAAAAUGCUGCAUUUUAAUUACAUUAUGGUCCAGUAAAAUUUACACAUUAAAUUUGUCUUUUGGGUAAGAUUCUAAUUUACACUUUUUAAAGGAAUCAGUACUGCAAUCAGUAUGUAGGCUGUCAUAAUGAAUGCUUCAACUUUAAUGGCUCUCCUUAUUGUACAUUUUCAAACGAUAGGGUAGCUUAAAGUAAUUAAACAAUACUAAACAAAUGUAAUUCUCGCUAAGCCUGGUACAAAACUUAUACUGGAUUCUAACACAUUUUGGAGCAAAAUUACGUCUUUCAAACUCACACAAGAAGCAAAUUAACACUAAAUAUUUCCUUGUCAGAAAAGGAAGGGCUUUUUUUACUUAAUGUUUUUAACUGACCAGAUAUAAGCAGUGGUAAAAUUAUUUUUAUAUUUAUAUAGUAUCAUUGUGCUUUAUAUUGCUUUUUAUUUAUCUAAUUGUUGUUACAGAAAGGGUUCAAUUUGAUCAUUUAAUCAUGUAUAUCCAACAAUAAUUAAAAAUUGUGUCUAUAAGUUGAAGCAAAGUUAAUACAGUCAUCUGAUUUUAUCACAUCACUUAAUUUAGGUUAUAUUACAACCAUAUCAUUGUAAAUAUAGUAUUUUUUUAAAGUAUAUAUUAAUAUGUUUUCAGCUUGAAAGUGGACAGAGACACUAGUCAUUUUAUUAUAUGUAACAUGUAAGCCUAGUAACCAUCUAGUCAUUUAAAAUCAAAUAAUAAAUUUUUAUCUUAAAAGCGUGAUAAUUUAUAAAAUUUUAAACUAACAUACUAUAAAUAAAAGGGCUGUUUUUAAACUUGUCUAUAGAUUUUUAUAUCAACAUUUCAUAGUUUAUAUUAGUAUAUUUUAAUUAUACUAAAUGAUUAUUUAAAUAAACAUCUUUUUAAAAUGUUUUAACAAAAUAUUGAAUUGAAAAAUUAACAAGAGCUUGCUAUGCCCGUAAAUUUAAAUGUUCAUACAUAUUGCUAUGUGUAAUAUUUAUAUUGAAUUUUGCAAUAAACAGG